GGCCCCGAGGGGGCUGACCUUUCCCCCCGGCUCGUCGGCAGGGGAUGUCGCUGCCCAGCAAGAGAUGCGGGAGGCCCCCGGUGCUGUCGUGCCUGGAGAAGAAGAGGAGAAAGCAGAGCCUCGAUCGGAAGCGGGGCAAGACGCGGAUUUACGUGGGCACCCACAUCGAUCGGUGGCUGACCCUCAAGGAGAAGCUGGAUUUCAGGAACGAUGCCGACGUCGCGGGCUUCCUGCUGGACUUGUAUGACAGCUGUGACCGGGGGAGGAGGAUCUCGGGGAAAGAGGACACCUCUCUCAUAGCCGCAGAUGGGACCUAUGACAAUGAGAACUCGCUGUCUAAAGGCCCUUCCUGUGCUGUCCCAGAAGACAUGAGAAUUAUCACAGUGAAAGAAGAGAGGGGUUUGCUGGAUGGCACCUCGGCGACCGACCCGGACGGCACGUGCACCUUCAGGUUUCCCAGCACAAACAUCAAGAUCACGUUCACAGCGCUGUCCAGCGAGAAGCGGGAAAAGCAGGAGGCCCCCGAGUCCCCGGUGAAGCCUGUGCAGCCCCAGAUCUCUCCCUUGACGAUAAACAUUCCAGACAACAUGGCUCACCUGAUCAGCCCCCUCCCUUCUCCCACCGGAACGAUCAGUGCUGCAAACUCCUGCCCAUCCAGCCCCCGGGGGGCCGGGUCUUCAGGGUACAAACUGGGCCGGGCAAUUCCGGCAGACCUGCACCUCAUGGCUGACCAUUCCCAGGCAGAGAACGACAAGGAAGCUUCGGGAGGAGACAGCCCCAAGGAUGAUUCAAAGCCCCCUUAUUCCUAUGCACAACUAAUAGUCCAAGCAAUCACCAUGGCCCCCGACAAGCAGCUCACCCUGAACGGGAUCUACACGCACAUAACCAAGAAUUACCCGUACUACCGCACGGCAGACAAGGGCUGGCAGAAUUCAAUUCGUCACAACCUCUCCCUGAACCGUUACUUCAUCAAAGUUCCACGCUCCCAGGAAGAACCAGGCAAGGGCUCUUUCUGGAGGAUAGACCCAGCCUCCGAGAGCAAACUGAUCGAGCAGGCCUUUCGGAAGCGGCGGCCCAGGGGAGUGCCUUGCUUCAGAACCCCCCUGGGGUCGCUGUCUUCUAGAAGCGCCCCGGCCUCUCCAAAUCACUCCGGGGGGCUGUCAGCCCACUCCAGCGGCGUGCAGACCCCUGAGAGCCUGUCGCGCGAGGGCUCCCCGGUCCCCAUGGAGUCCGAGCCCAGUUCCCUGCAGCCCAAACUGGCCGUGAUCCAAGAAGCGCGAUUUGCACAGAGCGCCCCAGGCUCCCCUCUGUCUGGCCAGCCCGUUCUGAUUACCGUCCAGCGGCAGCUCCCGCCCACCCUCAAGCCCGUAACCUACGCCGUCGCCGCCCCCGUGACCAGCGCGACAUCCCAGCAGCCGGUCGUGCAGACCGUCCACAUGGUCCAGCAGAUACCAACCGUGUCGGUCACGAGCGUGACUGGCCUAGCGCCGCCCAACUCGUAUGCAGUGGCCGGCCCAGCUGUGGUGGCUCAGGCGGCCGUGGUGGCGCAGGCAACCGUGGUGGCCCAGCCCAAGGUGGAGCCUCACGAGAACGGAGACCACCGAGAGGCGAAAGUUAAAGUGGAGCCUGUCCCCGCCCCGGGCCACCCUGCCGGGCGCCUCCUGCAGCCGCCACCCACCCCCCUGCCAACGGUGACCAUCGUGCAGCCUCCGGCUCCGCUGGGCCAACACCAGCUCCCCAUCAAAGCCGUCACCCAGAACGGGACACAUGUGGUGCCUCUUCCCACGGCGCUCCAGGGACAGGUCAACACGGCUGCCGCCAGCCCCCUCCACAUGCUGGCCACCCACGCGUCCGCGUCUGCAUCCCUGCCCACCAAGAGGCAGAACGGGGCCCCGGCUGAGCAGCCGGAGCUGAAACGCAUCAAGACGGAAGAUGGCGAGAGCUUAGUGCUGGCAGUGAGCGCAGACCUGCUGCCCGCGGCCACCAGGGACAAAGCCAGCAGCGCCAACUAAGACUCCCUUCCCCCGCACCCCUCCCUC
Messenger RNA from Tachyglossus aculeatus (Australian echidna), 2039 nucleotides. RefSeq names its product forkhead box K2 (gene FOXK2). Lineage: Eukaryota; Metazoa; Chordata; Mammalia; Monotremata; Tachyglossidae. Bases 45 to 2012 code for a protein of 655 amino acids. Gene Ontology annotation, biological process: regulation of transcription by RNA polymerase II. The transcript has 11 exons. The record is from RefSeq and is a predicted model, not a curated record. Gene Ontology annotation, molecular function: RNA polymerase II cis-regulatory region sequence-specific DNA binding; DNA-binding transcription factor activity, RNA polymerase II-specific.